This is a messenger RNA of Penicillium coprophilum, 1584 nucleotides long. It is a transcript of the gene faeB-2, whose product is annotated as putative feruloyl esterase. The record is from RefSeq and is a predicted model, not a curated record. The transcript has 2 exons. The coding region runs from base 1 to 1584 and encodes 527 amino acids. NCBI's taxonomy places the organism in Eukaryota, Fungi, Ascomycota, Eurotiomycetes, Eurotiales, Aspergillaceae.
AUGACUCGUCUUCAUGCAUUUCCUUUAUUGGCAGCCCUAGGCUCGCUUGCCCUGGCCAGCCAAGAUGCGUUUAAAUCAAAAUGUCUAAAAUUCGGGGGUGAGAUCGACAUCCCCAAUGUGAAAGUCAACUUUGCCGAGUUUGUGCAGGGAGAUACCAAUUUGUCGUUAGCGGACAAUCCGCCUAGCUGUGGUACAUUCAACCAGGCCGUCUCGGUAGAUCUAUGCCGAAUUGCUAUGGCCGUGUCAACCUCGAACACCAGCGCGAUCACCCUAGAGGCUUGGUUCCCUCGUCAAUACAAGGGCCGCUUCCUAAGCACCGGGAACGGUGGUGUCUCGGGGUGCAUUCAAUAUUAUGACCUCGCAUACACAGCACAUCUAGGGUUUGCUGCCGUUGGAGCCAAUAAUGGACAUAAUGGAACCUCGGGGAAGCCAUUUUACCGCCGCCCUGAAGUAAUCAAAGAUUAUGCAUAUCGCUCUGUUCACACUGGAGUUGUAAUAGGAAAGGAGCUCACCAAGCGAUUCUACGAUGAGGGCUUCAACAAAAGCUACUACCUUGGAUGUUCCACUGGUGGCCGCCAAGGUUGGAAAUCUGUUCAAAAAUACCCCAAUGACUUUGACGGGGUGGUUGCCGGCGCUCCUGCUAUCAACCUAAUUAACCUGUUUUCAUGGAGCGCAAGUUUCUAUUCUAUCACUGGAUCCCCAACUUCCGACACAUUUCUCUCCACAGCUGAAUGGAAGACUGUGCACGAAGAGAUCAUCCGGCAAUGUGAUACCAUUGAUGGCGCCAAAGAUGGAAUCAUCGAGAAUCCCGAUCUCUGCCGUCCUGUCUUGGAAACAUUGACGUGUGACCCAAGUGUCUCAAACAAAACAAGCUGUCUCACCAGCGCUCAAGUCAACACCGCCCAGCAAGUGCUAUCGCCAUUGUACGGAAUUAAUGGCACCCUGUUGUACCCCCGUAUGCAGCCUGGCUCCGAGAUUCUUGCCGCACCUAUCAUGUACAAUGGCAAACCGUUCCAAUACAGUGAAGACUGGUACCGCUACGUCGUCUACAACAACCCGUCCUGGAGCGGUGUCAACUUCACAGUGAACGACGCCGCCCUCGCUGUCGCCCAGAACCCAUACAAUAUCCAAACUUGGGAUGGCGAUAUCUCCUCCUUCAAAAAGGCCGGCGGGAAAAUCCUACAUUACCACGGCCUCCAAGACCAACUGAUUAGUUCCGAGGACUCUAAGAUGUAUUAUUCUCAUGUCUCGAACACCAUGAGACUUCCUCCUGCCCGAUUGGAUGAUUUCUAUCGCUUUUUCCCGAUCAGCGGCAUGGGCCAUUGUGGGGGUGGCGAUGGUGCCUAUGGUAUUGGCCAGGGACUCGGCACUUACGGUGGAACAAAUCCCGAGGACAAUGUGCUUAUGGCAAUGGUUCAGUGGGUCGAGGAAGGUAUUGCACCGGAAACUGUUCGCGGUGCCAAGUUCUCUACCGGUCCUGGCUCUAAGGUUGAGUAUAAGCGCAAGCACUGCCGCUGGCCUCGACGCAAUGUGUUCAAGGGUCCUGGGAACUACACCAAUGAGAACGCUUGGCAGUGUGUUUAA